CUCUUUGCGCUAAUCGUUCCUUCAAAUGACCACGUUCCAGCAGCUCCCCGCGCGGGUGGUAGACUUGAUUAUUCGCUUUCACUACGAGUAUGAAAACACAAAGAGGAAUCGCAAGGUGGUGGAGCGGGUGGACGACUUUGGCAGGCUAGCGUCCGUCUGCAAGUCAAUGCGCAAAGCGGCAUUGCCAUACUACCAUAGAACACUUGUUUUCCAGUAUACCCGCGAGACACCAUACAAAGACGAAGAAGCAGAGGAAGGGGUACCGCCGCCACCACCCCCAGAAGAUGAAAGAGAGAGCACCGAACCCCCUUGGAAGACAAACAUCAAGCAGAUCGCUGUCGAGUGUCGUAUGGAUGCGAUUACAGAACUAAUUAUCGUCUCCCACUACGACUACAUGAUGCCGCUGGAGAUCAUUGACGCGCUGAAGCAGAUGAACUUCCACAUGUUCAAGUGGAACAAUAUCGACACACUGAGGGUGUACCAGGGCCAGGACAUGCAGGAGGAGUACGAGCCGUCCGAAUGGGUCACCGAAGACUCGCUUUCUAAGCUAGGCGAGUACUUGGCAACCAACCUCCCAGCAGUGAAGGUGCUGGACUCGAUAGAUACACAAGGCGGACGUCUAGACCUGCUGCACACGAUGAGCGCGUUUCUGAAGCUGACAAUCAACCAGCUUACCCGCUUCCGCACAUGUAAUGGAAACAACCCUGUGUUUGGAGUACGCGACCUGCCGCCACAGAUAACACACCUGGAUAUCACACGUAGAUUCACAGUUGAGGCGCUGAUGCUGCCGCGGAUGUUUGCUCCAUCCUUGAAAGUCCUGCAUCUGCAGAUGCUUCCGCUUACCUACAUCUGGGACCACUUUUACACAAAUGAUCGCAACAGCCAGGAGCUGGAGUUUACAUCGCUUGAGUCGUUUGUCGUGUCGUUCUACCGUCCGCGUGAAGCGAUCAUCGAAACUGAGGAGAUGGGAUUCGAGCUCGAUGCUGCCAGACGGAACCGCCAGCGCGCGAUGGAGGUUGACCCGGCCUACACGGAGCUUAAACCCAGCCGGAAACGGCCAACCUUCCCGGUGCUGCGCAGACUCUGGGUGCUGGUAUACACAGAUCACAAAGUCGGCGAAUUUCUGGACGACUUCCCGAGCGCUCAGAUCCAGGACCUGCGCCUCAAUGGCUCUCUGAACACAUUCAAGUCGCUCAACCUGCACCGCUACACCAGCUUGCAGCGUCUAGAGAUGAUAUACGACGCUGGAGAUCGACUUCGUGAAUUCCCGCAUGUCAAACGGCUGUGGUCCAGGGUCUUCUCUAUCGGCCCGCAGCUGCAAUACCUGAAACUGUACCAGAUGUCGGCCAAGGUCGUUGCCUUCCCAGGCACCUCUACGUGCACAGGCUUGAGGAAGCUGCAGAUCGGGUCGGCCAUGAACAUCAGUGUCACCCAGUCGCUACUCAACUGCCUGCCGAGGCUUGAGUUUCUAGACCUGCACAGCCUAAUCAUCGAUGACGACUGGAAGAUGACUGAAAAGGAGCUGCUGAUGCGGGCCGUUGAGGUUGCCAAACAGCCUGCAUCCCGGCUCGGCUGCACCAGCUUGUUACGCAUAUCAAUUCAGUUCCAGGACUGCCGGCCCAUGCUCUACGAAUCGGCGUUGGCUAUAACCCUCUUGGUGCUCAAGAUCUCGUCGCUGGAAGUAUUGGACCCCAAAGUAUUCAGUCUCGUCGAGUACCUGGAGAAUAUCCGCAAAAAGGUCAUGAUGCUGGCCAUACACGACCACCUAGAUACCUACCGACACCUGGUGUUUUACCAUCCCCGAACUGUUUGAAUAUAUCACUUUUUGUUGUCCC
Molecule: messenger RNA, 1835 nt
Organism: Linderina pennispora
Lineage: Eukaryota; Fungi; Kickxellomycota; Kickxellomycetes; Kickxellales; Kickxellaceae
Exons: 1
Coding region: 26-1813 (595 amino acids)
Source: RefSeq, a predicted model, not a curated record